Messenger RNA from Rosa chinensis, 2727 nucleotides. Its product is annotated as eukaryotic translation initiation factor 5B-like. NCBI's taxonomy places the organism in Eukaryota, Viridiplantae, Streptophyta, Magnoliopsida, Rosales, Rosaceae. The record is from RefSeq and is a predicted model, not a curated record. Gene Ontology annotation, molecular function: translation initiation factor activity; GTP binding; GTPase activity.
ACCUUGAAAUUAGAAGCCUCGCAAACCCCUACAAAGAAAGAGUUCAGAGAUCACCCUGUCGAUUUCAGCAGACAAAAUAUGAUCUUUCGUUCUCAGUCCAAUUCAGUUUUACAUACAAGAAUCCCAUCAUCAUCGACUCUGUUUCUUCUUCUGCUAUCUCCCCAUCGCCCCAAGAUCAGAUUUUGGAGGAAGGGCUAGGGUCAUUAGUCGAAUUUGCUUAUGGAACGCAACAGGGACAGGAAGGCAGGCGAGAAGAAAGAAAAGAACACGAUGGAGGCGAAAAAGAAAGUGCCAAAGCAUGUGAGGGCAAUGCAGGAGGCACUGGCGAAGCGAAAGGAAAAGGAAGAGAGGCAGAGAAGUGAGUAAGAGGAGAGAUUGAGGAGAGAAGAAGAGGAGAGGCUGAGGAGAGAAGAGGUUGAGAGGGAAGCAGAGGAGGCCAGGAUUAGGAGAAAGGAAAAGAAAAAGGAGAUCAUAGAGCACAAGAGAAGGGAAGGCAUUCCUGUAACUGCCAAGCAGAAACAAGGAGCAGACAAGUUAGAGAGGUAUCGAAAACAGAUAGGGGUUCCACCUCCUGUUCCUGCCACUGAGGAGGAGAAUGAUCACAAAGGGCCUUCCAAAAGACCCAUGUAUCAUCACAAGAACAAGUGUAUAAGGACGAAUCGGAAAAUUCAAGUUGGGCAUGUAGCGGAGGAAAAAUCACUUCAGGUUGUGCAUGAGUACUCUGUGGAAGAGAUUAGAAUCGUAGAAGAUGACAAAGGCAAUGAAUGGGAUCCCUAUAGUUGGGAGGAUCAGGCACCAAUCUCUAGCGGCACAGAGAAGCUAAGAGAAACUGAGGUUGAGGUUGAAGUUGACAUGAAGAAAGAUGCUGAUGUGGAAGGACCGAGUUCAGUUUCUGCUGUUGAAGAGAGUGAAGAAGAGAACUUUCUGCGUUCGCCGAUUUGCUGCGUUAUGGGGCAUGUUGAUGCUGGUAAAACUAAGUUGCUGGAUUGCAUCCGCGGCACGAAUGUUCAGAAAGGUGAGGCUGGUGGUAUUACUCAGCAGAUUGGUGCAACUUAUCUUCCUGCUGAGAACAUACAAGAGAGAAUCAAGGAGCUGAAAGCUGCUGAUGAUAAGCACAUGAAGGUACCGGGUCUGUUGCUUAUUGAUACCCCAGGGCAUGAGCCAUUCACUAAGUUACGGUCACGGGGUUCCGGUUUGUGUGACAUUGCUGUUUUGGUUGUUGACAUUAUGGAUGGCUUAAAGCCUCAGACUAUAGAGUCACUCAAUCUUUUGAAGUCAAGGAAUACUGAAUUCAUUGUUGCAUUGAAUAAGGUGGACAGACUCAACGGGUGGAAGCCUUGUCCAAAUGCACCAAUUAUCAAGGCAAUGAAGCAGCAAUCUCAGGAUGUGAAAAAUGAGUUCAAUAUGAGAGUCGUGCAGAUUGUCACUCAGUUCAAGGAGCAGGGGAUUAAUACUAAAUUGAACGUCAAUGAGAACAAACGGAUGAGGGAAACAUACAGCAUUGUACCUAUAAGUGCCAAGAGUGGUGAAGACAUCCCAGAUUUGUUGUCACUGAUGGUUUAUUGGACCCAGAAAUCUAUGACAGAGAAACUGACUUACAGCAAUGAAGUGCAGUGUACAGUGUUGGAGGUCAAGUAUGUUGAAGGCCUUGGGACAACAAUUGAUGUUAUAUUGGUUAAUGGGGUGCUUCGCCGUGGAGAUCAAAUAGUUGUUUGUGGUAACCAUGGUACUCCUAUUGUUACUAGGAUUCAAUCUUUGUUGACCCCAGAGCCGAUGAAAGAGCUUCGUGUGAAGGGAAAGUAUCAGCAUCAUAGUGAAAUCAGAGCUACGCAGGCUAUCAAGAUCACAUCACCACAGGGGUUUGAACAUGCUAUUGCUGGCACUGCUCUCUAUGUAGUAGGGCCUGACGAUGACUUGGAAGAGGUCAAGGAAGCAGCUAUGGAAGACAUGAUGAAGUCAGUCCUUGUGAACAACAACAAGAAUGGUAGUAGUAGUACGGCUGGUGACGGAGGAGUUUGUGCACAAGCAUCAACUCUAAGCUCUUUGGAAGCAAUGCUAGAGUUUCUGAAGGCCCAAGAAGUUAAUAUUCCAGUUCGUGGAAUUGGCAUAGGCCCUAUACAGAAAAAGGAUGUCAGGAAGGCCAGUGUGAUGCUCGAAAAGAAGAUCUUGGCAUUUGAUGUCAAAGUGACACCGGAGGCCCAGAAACUUGCAGAUGAAUUGGGUGUGAAGAUUUUUGUUGGUGAUAUAAUCCAUGAGGUGAUUAAGGCCUACAUGCAAAACCUCAAGGAGGAAAAGGAGAAGGAGUUAGCUGCUGUGGAUGAGGAAGCUGUCUUUCCAUGUGUGCUCAAGAUUUUACCCAACUGUGUUUUCAACAAGAAGGAUCCAAUCAUAGUUGGGGUUAAAGUUCUUCAAGGCAUUGUCAAGGUUGGGACUCCACUUUGUAUUCCUCAGAGGGACUUUGUGGUUAUUGGGCGCAUUGAGUCGAUUGAGAAUAACCAUAAACGUGUUGAUAUGGCCAACAAGGGGAAGGAAGUUUGCAUUAAGAUUGUUGGGACGAAUCCUAAUCAGCAGCAGGUGAUGUUUGGUAGGCACUUUAACAUUGAAGAUGAACUUGUCAGCCAUAUCUAUUGGUUGAUUGAUGUGCUAAAAUCAUGCUACCGGACCGACCUGUUGCAGGAGGAGUGGAAGCUGGUUUUGAAAUUGAAGACUAUUUUCAAGAUACUGUGA